AGACUAUAGAAUAGGUACCUAUAAUAAUAAUAGUAUUAUAUUAGUGACUAUUUAUGUCUGUUUUUUGCAUAAAUAUUGGGGUGACACAUAAAUCUUUAUUAUCUAUGAAUAAAUACUAAAUAUUGUGAUAAUUUAUUUUUUUUAAUUUUUGUAAUGCUUAUAAUUUUGUGUAGUUGCUCUGAAGAGUGAAGACCACUGAACUAUUGAGUGUUAGGAAUUUCAGAAGUACCUACUUCGAUGUGUCACAUAACAUCAUAGUUAUAUUUUAUAUCGGUAUGAAAGAGAAAACGAUUUUGGUUAAACAAAACCCAAUACUGAAAGUAGUCAUUUUGGGAAAUAGUAAUGUUGGAAAAUCAUGUCUGAUGAACAGGUUUGUAAGUAACAGUUUUAGUGAACAAACACUUCAUACAUUAGGUGUAGAAUUUCUUCAAAAGGACCUCGAUGUCAAUGGAAUUAUAUAUACUUUACAGAUUUGGGAUACUGCAGGACAAGAAAGGUUUCGAACAUUGCGAACUCCUUUUUAUAGAGGAACUGACAUUUGUUUGCUGACAUUUGCUGUUGACGAUGUCCAAAGUUUUAAAACUGUAGAAUCAUGGAAAAAAGAAUUCUUACAAUAUUCCAGGACAACUGAUGUGAAUUUUCCAUUUGUUGUUGUUGCUACAAAGGUAGACUUACAAGAUCGAGUAGUUUCUAAAGAUGAAGCAGACGAAUGGUGUUCAGAAUAUUUGAAUGCUCCUUAUGUUGAAACUAGUUCUAAGACAGAUAUGAAUAUAGAGACUGCAUUUACUUUAGCUGUUGAAGUUUGGGCUUCUAUAGAAAGGACUCCUGAAUUAAAAUUAUCACAUACAAAUUUAGUAAAAUUAUCUAGACCAAUUAAUGGUAAUGCUGCUUGUCCUACAGCUGAAAUUGUGUCGUCUAAGUGUUGUUAAAAAUACAUGAUGGAUUAUGCAAUAACUUUGUGUGCAGUGUGCUUUAGUAUACAAUUUUUGUUACAAGGAUAAAGUAAUUAGCAAUAAUACAUAUUACAUAUUAUUUGUUUUUCAUAAAGAAAAUUUUUGAGGUAAUAUAAAAUAAAAUUUCAAGAAUAUGAAUAUUCAUCCUAUUAUUUUAUUGAAAAUUAUGUUUUAAUUAUGAAAUACAUAUACUUUAUUACUUUUUAUAUUUAAGGUAUUGAAAAAUUGUUGUUAAUUUAUAACAAUUCUAAAUCAUAAAUCAUAAAGAUGAUAUUAAAAAUUCCAUUUUACAUAAAUAAAAAAUUCAAAUUUUAAAAGUUUUGUUAUAGGUACAAUUAAUGAAUUUUAAAUAAUCAAUAUUUAUUUUAGAAGACAUUCCAUUAAUUUAUUUUUAUAAACUUUUGACUGAAAAUAAUUUUAAAUUAUAAUAUUAUGUAUAGGAUAUUUUAAGCUAUUUUCUUUGUAUACUUGACAAGUAUAGCAAUAACCAAAUUAGCAAGUAAUUUGUGUAUACUAUUUUAUCUGGGAAAUAUAUAAGCAUAUUGGCUGUUCCAUUGAAUUGUUUCAUAUUUAUAUUUUCUGUCAAUCAUUGGGAAGUGUACUAGUAACUAAUAAUUGGAGAACUAUCAAUACUAUCUAUUAGCCGAAGUACAUCAGUCAUAGGAAUGUUGCUUUUUAUUCAUUUAUUAUUUUAAGAAAAUUUUUAUCAAUGUUCAGUAUUGUAUUUUAUUUUUAAAUAUUAAAAGCUAUUUUAUUUUAUAAUA
Molecule: messenger RNA, 1717 nt
Organism: Aphis gossypii (cotton aphid)
Lineage: Eukaryota; Metazoa; Arthropoda; Insecta; Hemiptera; Aphididae
Product: ras-related protein Rab-9B-like
Exons: 4
Coding region: 276-929 (217 amino acids)
Biological process (GO): retrograde transport, endosome to Golgi
Cellular component (GO): phagocytic vesicle; lysosome; late endosome
Molecular function (GO): GTP binding; GTPase activity
Source: RefSeq, a predicted model, not a curated record